Molecule: messenger RNA, 4228 nt
Organism: Toxorhynchites rutilus septentrionalis
Lineage: Eukaryota; Metazoa; Arthropoda; Insecta; Diptera; Culicidae
Exons: 17
Coding region: 978-4019 (1013 amino acids)
Biological process (GO): signal transduction
Source: RefSeq, a predicted model, not a curated record
UUUGGAGAUGCUCUGUUCGGUCGUGUGGAUUGUUUCAAAGCGUUUCCCAUUCAGAAGUGCUUAGUAGGAAGUGUGCUCUAUCUUAGAGCUGUGAGGAAAAUAAUCUUAAACAUUAGAUCUUGAAUUUGAAUUUGUGUGGAAUAAUUGAUGAAUGGCAUCGUUCAAGUGUUUGCGUGAAUUAAUUGCGGAGUUAUGAUAAGAAAAUCACAAUUCUACAUAUGAACGGAGAUGAAACAUAUAAAUUCAAGGUGGGAAAUAAAUUUGCAAACAUCUGUCCCUUGAAGCUGUGGAUCAGUGCGAACCAAUAACACAACGGAGCAGCUGUUGGUGCGUGAUUGUGAAUUUAUGAAAAUAAUAAGGGCAAAACAACCGACACAACAAGUUCAUGAGUAUAUCAAAAAAUAAAAGUUAUGAUAAAUGUUUUGCCGCUCUACACGUGGGUGCCGUUUCUUGUAUUUGGUGCUCGGUGUGUUCGAUUCGAAGAUUGCGCUUUUUAUGAGCGGGGGUGUGUGUAAGCACUAACGAAUAAGUGGAAGCGAAUCUCCAAGUUUUUGCUUUUACGACGACGACGACGACGACGACUAGAAAUAAGUGUGUCACAUUUUAUCGCGCCAAGUUUGCCGAGAGCUGCUACAAUUCAUAAAAUAGGAAAGAAAUAAAAAUCGGUUGUUCCCAAAUCGCUGCAGUGGCUAUUUUGUAAUCGUAAAAUAUAUUCCGAGCGUAAGAUGGCAGUGAUUGGGAAGUGUACGCACAGUUAGUUUUAUCGGCAGCAUUGAGUGAACUCUGGUGAGUGAGUGGACAAAAUAUUGUGCGUCUCCAUGUUUGAGGAGAUUUAAGGAAAUUUCCUGAAAGCCAUAACGUAGCGGGAAACAUGAUUUCCUCCGGUGAGCUGCACGCGUCCAUUAAUCAAGCUGCAGUGUGAAACAAUUCGCGUCGAGUGCACCCAGACCGUUGCCUAUAAACUCAACGCAAGCACAAUGCACCGAACCGGUAAAUCUGAUACCUCUGGUGAGGACAACCUGUUGGAACCCACCAUUUCCGAGAGCAGCUCCGGUUGCUCCUCCUCACCGGCGCCCUCCAGUGCGGUCAGGUCGAAGCCUAAAACACCUAAACAUUUCACCAAAACGGGUAAUACUGCAAAAGUAGCCGAACCGAAACGUGCGAGUCCCACCAAGCGGCUCAUUACCACUGAUUACAGCGAUGAUCCUUGCAUGGUUGGCCCUAAACCGACUGAAACCGACGUGGCGGUGCAACUCCGGAAAGCGUUCCGAAUAGUGUAUUUCAUGCUAAUCGCGUUGGUGUGUUGCGUUUUCGGACUGUCAUACCUGGGCUUGAGUUAUGCUAACGGCCGGCUGGGGGUUGAGAUCAGCAAGCCAGUGCCGGAAAGUGCAAGUCAGCAGCAUGCAGCGCCGUCCCUCACCCGAUCCGAGGUGGAGGAAAUAGUGAGGAAGUAUUUGAAAAACAAUAUCGAUAAGUUCCGGCAGGAUUUGAUAGCGAACGUAAAAGCAUCAGCAGAAUUUGGCUCCAUCUUGCCUUACCUAGCAGCAAACCAGAGAGUACAAAAUGAACGGAAGUCCACCCAACCCCAGCCGAAGCGUGAACCUGUUAGAGCGAAAAGAGAUCUUAACUUGUUCGAUGAAAAUCUUGUGCCAGAUCAGGAGGGUCCCAAUGUGGAAUUCUUCAACCCGAAACUGCGCAGCGAACUGGAGAAGAAAGACGCGGAAAUUAUUAGGAAAACGGGCCAGAAAGGAGCAGCUCCUGGCGGGGAUAGCUGGGUCUGGCUAACGAGUUACUCUCGCAUUCCGUUCGACGCGAUCACGGGCUUCUGUCGGGCGACGAAGGAGUACUGCCCACCGGGUCCUCCCGGAUUGCCUGGCAUACCCGGGCCGAAGGGCAACCGCGGUGAUGUUGGCCUUCCUGGUCCAGCCGGCAUAGAUGGCCGUGAGGGAAAGCCUGGUCCUCGUGGUCCCAAAGGAGAGAUCGGAUAUCCCGGCAAUCCCGGGCUCGAUGGUAGAGAUGGUGUCCCGGGCGAACCGGGUCUGGAUGGUGUUCCGGGACGAGCUGGAGCCGACGGUAUUCCUGGCCGUGACGGGAAGGAUGGAACGCCCGGUAUCAACGGUCAGAACGGAAUCGAUGGAAAGAAUGGAAUACCCGGGCCGAUGGGACCAAUAGGACCACCCGGGGAACCAGGACCAAGAGGCCUUCACGGUCCACGAGGUAAGCCGGGGCGCUCGGGUAUCAACGGCACACCCGGAACGCCCGGCAUCAAUGCCUGGAAGAUUAAGGUCAACGAUACGUUCUCGAACGAGCUGCUCGUGCCACCUUCGAUUGCGGGAGCCGGCACACCGGAAGCAUUGCGUCCCAUCGUGGUCCAGGAAGGAACGCACCUAAGGCUUCGCUGUGCCGCCACUGGAACACCGAAGCCACACGUCGAGUGGCGCCGGGAGGACGGGAAAACAAUAUCCAACGGAGCAUGGCAAGCAUCAUCGAUGGCCGGUCACACACUCAACAUUACCAAAAUCAAUCGAGUACACAUGGGAGCUUAUCAGUGCCUGGCAGACAACGGAAUUCCACCGGCGGCGAACCAGACGUUUAACAUCGAGGUCCAUUUUCCACCGCUGAUACGUGUGCGCAAUCAGAUGAUUUACGCUACCAACGGUUCAACCGCUACCUUCGAGUGUGAGGUUGAAGCCUUCCCGGAAGCUCUUAAGUACUGGGAGCGCGUACCUGGAGGUCGCCUGCUAGAGCCCGGAGACAAAUACCAGAUGGAGACACACAAUGACGGAUACAAAUCGAUAAUGCGACUAAAUAUCACCAAUAUUCGUCUGCCGGACUUUGGCGAAUACCACUGCAUCGCCAAGAAUGAGCUGGGCAGAACGCAGGCAGAAUUCCAUCUGAUGGAGCACUCGCCGUACAUAAUUCAUCGCAAGGGCAGCUCGGCCGAGGCGCAAGAGUAUGGCAAGCAGCCUCCGAAGGUGGAAUCGUACGAGGAAAUAUGCGGCCCACCAACGACCUGUCCCGAGUGUCCCGAUCCCAGGGAUUUCAAAUGCAAAGAUACGAUUGUUUCGUUGUACGAUCUGGUCGGGAAUCUGGAAAUUAAACAAGCUGGAAAUGCUAGCUAUGCCGGGCUACCAAAUCGAACCACAGACUGUGUCUUAUACGCCGUGGGCAAACCGGUCUACCACAAGUAUACCGAUCAGAACUACGGCGCGUGGAUGAAGGAUGCUGCUCCGAGGAACGAUGCAGUCGAGAAGAAGAUUUGGGCCACCCGGGAGAACGACACCAGUCGAUUGUACGAGUUCGCCAAUAAGACUACUUAUCGUAACAACGUUUCCACUAAAACGUACCGAUUGGACAUACCGUUCCGGGGCAACGCUCACAUCGUGUACAACGGGUCUUUCUAUUACAACGAACGGAACUCGCCACGAAUCGUCAAGUAUGAUCUGAACUCGGAGGGGCAGACAGCUGUCAGGGUGAUCGAAGGUGUUACCACGAAUGGCUCCAACUUUCUAUACACGACCGAGUACAACUAUAUGGACUUCAACGUGGAUGACAAUGGCCUCUGGGUUAUCUACGGGACACCGCACUCCAAUAACACCAUCGUUGCCAAGAUCAACGAGUACAACCUGGACGUGCAGUACAGCUGGAACAUCAGCGUCAACCAUCACAAGGUCGGCGAAAUGUUUAUAGUGUGUGGUGUGCUUUAUGCCAUCGACUCGGUGACAGAGCGCAACACUAAAAUCAGACUGGCGCUGGAUUUGUACCACGGGAAACUGCUGGACGUUAGCUUGACGUUCACCAACCCGUUCCGGAAGACGACAUCGGUGGGAUACAAUCCGAAGAAUCGUGAGCUGUACACCUGGGACCGAGGCAACCAACUCACCUACCCGAUCAGAUACCACGUCAACGAUUACAACACAACUGCUGCCGACAAAACGGAAGACGCUCUGAAUCCCCAAAUGCAAACCGGGUACGAUAUUUUUCACGAUCAUGAUAACGGCCACGAUGGUAAUCAUUAGGAACUGGACGGCGCUAUGCUUAAUGUGAAUAUGUUGGUGCAAACCAAAAAUGCUUAGUUUGUAUUCCGAAAAAAAACUGGCAAAGCUUUUCCGUGCGUGAUUCGGUUUUAUUUUUCCAACCAAAUUGUAUAAGCCAAUGGUUAAAACAGAGAACGAAUAAAUCAUAUUUUUAAACGUCGUAUAUCUGAGGAUGUUUUGCUAAAAUAAAC